AUGAAGACCUUCAACUGUCGCAUCAUAACAAGAACACUAUCAUCAACUGCUACUCACCUACCGACUGACGCAGCUGAUGAAGACUUCAACGUCAGAAUAGGAAAGGCCAACGAGAGCGAAUACAGGAUAGGAAAUUUUGGGUUAGGAGAAAGAAAUGGGAAUGGGGACCAUCUCGCAGGACUCCUGUCCGCAGCAUGUCUCUUCCAUGGAAACUCGUAUUUCCAGAAGGAAGAAAGCGACUGCUGGAUAUGGGAGUCUCCUAACGGCAUCACUCAUGCGGAGAUCGACCACAUUCUGACAAACAGAUGGUGGGCCCUACUUGACACAUCGGUAGUCCCGCUAUUCUGUACUGGUUCCGAUCACCGCCUUCUUCGCGCGAAGAUUCGAUUCAGCCGCAAGCUGGAAAAGAGCUCUCUUCAUCGACCACGAAGAGAAGAUCUAGUUGUAUACGCCGAGAACAUUCUGAACGAAGUCCUGUAUAAACGUGACUGGCGGAUUAAAGAAGACCCGACCGAUGACUACGAACUGCUUGUCGAAGGAUUGAAAAGCUGUGCCAAAUGUGCCAAAUUCGCCUCUGUUCUUCAAGCGAGAAGAUCGGAUCGCAUCUCCAUCACUACUAUUGCUCGAAAAGAGAAGGAAACUGAAGUUUGA
Messenger RNA from Angiostrongylus costaricensis, 651 nucleotides. NCBI's taxonomy places the organism in Eukaryota, Metazoa, Nematoda, Chromadorea, Rhabditida, Metastrongylidae. The record is from the annotation of a GenBank genome assembly.